Molecule: messenger RNA, 740 nt
Organism: Thecamonas trahens ATCC 50062
Lineage: Eukaryota; Apusomonadida; Apusomonadidae
Product: thioredoxin domain-containing protein c
Exons: 2
Coding region: 191-709 (172 amino acids)
Cellular component (GO): cytoplasm
Source: RefSeq, a predicted model, not a curated record
GUGUGUGUAUGGGUGUGUGCGGGGGGGGUUACCUGGUCGUGGGCCGUGGGCGAAUGGGCGACAGUCGGCAACAUCAGCUAUUGCCCGUGCUAUCGAAGAGGAUCUCGCCGAGAAGGAGGAGCAGUUUGAGGACGAUGACGAUCUGUCCAAGAUUCGUGAGCGGCGGCUGGCCGAGCUGAGGAAGAAGGCCAUGGAGGUGCGGGCAAAGGAGUCGGCACAGCAUGGCAUGUACAAUGAGGUUCCGGAGGAGGCCUUUCUGGAGUUGGUGACCAAGACCAAGCUUGUUGUGGCUCACUUUUACCACUCGGACUUUAACCGCUGCCGCAUUGUCGACGAUCAUCUGGAGCGCCUCGCGCCGCGCCACUUCCAUACCAAGUUUAUCAAGUGCAACGUGGAGAACUUCCCGUUCUUUGUGGAGAAGCUCAAGAUCCGCAUGCUGCCCACCAUUGUCUGCUUCCGCGACGGCGUCUGCAUCGACCGCGUGGUCGGCUUUGAGGAGCUCGGCUCUACCGACGACUUUGAGACCUCGGCCCUCGAAGCUCGCCUCGGCAUGGCCGGCAUGGUCAAGCGCGGCGGCGACAACCCGUAUGCCGACGGCUCCAUUGCCCGCAACGACGACGACGACGGAGUCAUCGGCUCUCGCGAGCGUACCCUCUGGUCCGCCAUCCCUAUCACCUCGCCCGACGAGGACAUCGACUUUGACGCCUGAUGGCAAAGCAGUACACAACACACGUAUCCUA